AUAAUUGGUGGGUGCGCUUUCAAUUUGUUUCUGUGGCACUCGUAGUCGUAGGAUUACCGAUUACAGCUCUCUCUCUCUCUCUGGAGCUUCCAACUUCUGGGCGAAAGAUGGCGUCGGUGGUUGCAAGGCUGCCUUCCCCACCGUUGGUGGUGGUCAAUGGCAGAAAAUCCGUUUCUGGAACACUUCAGAAAUUGGCAAUGCCUACUAUUAAAGAGAGACAAGGUUGUCGUGGGGUAAAAGCAAAGGCGACAGGUGAAAGCUCAGAAACUUCAAUUGUCAAGUCCGUACAGAAUGUUUGGGAUAAUUCUGAAGAUCGGGUGGCUCUGAUUGGUUUAGGAUUUGCUGGUGUUGUGGGUUUCUGGGCUUCGAUAAAUCUCAUAGCGGCCAUCGACAAACUUCCUAUUUUCCCAAGUGUUCUUGAGCUCAUUGGGAUAUUGUAUUCUACGUGGUUCACAUACCGAUAUCUCUUAUUCAAGCCUGAUCGGUGUCAUUCAGUCAUCCACUUCUUGCCGGUGCUAAUCAUACCCUUUUUUCUCAUCAGGCAAGAGCUUUCUCAGGCAAUCAGCAAGUCGAUAUCAGAUAUCCUGGGCCGGUAAUGUGAAGAGGGAAGCCAAUUACCGUCUUUCUGAUCUGUGCUGUAACUUGUAUAAUCAUGUUACUUUUAGUUAUUCAUAUCAUUGAUAAUUAUGAGAAAACAAAAAUAUGCACAAAUGGAAAUGCCUUCUCUAAAUCUCUGCUGGUUGUAAGGAUCAUUUCAUAUUAGCUAGCUUCUCCAUUACUGUCUUAUCUCUAAUCAGUUACGUUCCUCUUCA
This is a messenger RNA of Sesamum indicum (sesame), 812 nucleotides long. Its product is annotated as CURVATURE THYLAKOID protein. NCBI's taxonomy places the organism in Eukaryota, Viridiplantae, Streptophyta, Magnoliopsida, Lamiales, Pedaliaceae. The record is from RefSeq and is a predicted model, not a curated record. Gene Ontology annotation, cellular component: thylakoid; chloroplast thylakoid membrane.